Suillus plorans is the source of this 501-nucleotide messenger RNA. RefSeq lists its product as uncharacterized. The record is from RefSeq and is a predicted model, not a curated record. Lineage: Eukaryota; Fungi; Basidiomycota; Agaricomycetes; Boletales; Suillaceae. The coding region runs from base 1 to 501 and encodes 166 amino acids. The transcript has 6 exons.
AUGUCAUCCCGCCGACUUUACUUGACACCAAGCAUGGAGGAUUACCGAUAUGCCACGUUUAAUCAGGAUGGCAUACCGCCGUACUUGCCUUACGCGAAAGAAAAACGUCAAACAAACGAGCAAUCUUGGGAGGUUGUCGGUUGCGAGUGUAUCGAUCCUGUGCCAAUGAUCGAUGAUGGCGAUGAGCUCGAUAUCUUGCGUGUCACAGAUACGGACACGUGUGGCACAUACAUCUUUGACCUCGGGAAGCGUUCACCCCAAGGUUCUGAUUACUGUAGGGCGGUGCUUUUCGCCAGGCAACAGUUGUUUCAAGAGAUUGUGAAGAACGGUUACAACAUGUUAUUGUUGGAAGGCUGGACGCUAACUCUUUAUCGCAAGGGAAAGUCGCAUCGUAUAGAGGUACAAUAUGCAGGACGACCAGCAUACGUGUCAGGCAAAGCGCCACCGUUCCACCCUCCACCAUUCAUGGCCGUCUUGGAGUCGCAGCAUCUUUUUUCGUAA